Cicer arietinum (chickpea) is the source of this 1558-nucleotide messenger RNA. Its product is annotated as nifU-like protein 4, mitochondrial. Gene Ontology annotation, molecular function: iron ion binding; iron-sulfur cluster binding. Lineage: Eukaryota; Viridiplantae; Streptophyta; Magnoliopsida; Fabales; Fabaceae. Gene Ontology annotation, biological process: iron-sulfur cluster assembly. Gene Ontology annotation, cellular component: mitochondrion. The record is from RefSeq and is a predicted model, not a curated record.
GGGUAAUUGUGAUAUAUUAUAUGUUUAUAACUUGAACUAAAUGAAUUUGCUAUUAAUAAACUUUUUGUUAAUGAUAAAUUAUUAAAGAACUUAACUAAUAUAAUUAUUGAUGAGAUUAAACAUCUUUGAAGUAAAGAACUAUUUUGAAAGCGGAGUAGGAUUUAGCAAAGCAAGCACAGAAAAAACACCGAAUCAGGAAGGAUAACACCGAAUCAGGAAGGAUGACGGUGAGUGGUAGCGUUUUCCGAUUGGGAAGACGAUUACGAUUAAUAGGACUCUUCAAAUCCCUCACACCAAACACUAAUUCUACAAUUUGUCCUCACUACCUGCACGCAACGUCGUCGUUUCUCCCUCCCAACCACAAUGUUUUCUCUUCCUAUGCCUCUCCAUUUUCCAUCGGACAAAAGAGGAGUAUGUUUAUCCAAACGCAGGCCACUCCAAAUCCAGGGUCUCUUAUGUUUCAUCCCGGUAAACCUGUCAUGGAUGUUGGAAGCGCCGAUUUCCCUAACCCUCGUUCCGCUAUGAAUUCUCCCCUCGCUAAAUCCCUCUUCGCUAUUGACGGAAUUACUCGUGUUUUCUUUGGAUCGGAUUUUGUUACUGUUACCAAAUCGGAAGAUGCUUCGUGGGAAUUCCUUAAGCCUGAAAUCUUUGCCGCCAUUAUGGAUUUCUACUCUUCCGGGGAACCGCGCUUUCUAGACUCUCAAGCUGUCGCCUCCAUGGACACAGCGAUUCGUGAUGAUGAUUCUGAAAUAGUUGCAAUGAUCAAGGAAUUGUUAGAGACUCGUAUUCGACCAGCUGUACAAGAUGAUGGUGGGGACAUUGUAUAUUGUGGUUUUGAUCCAGAUACGGGGAUAGUCAAACUUAAAAUGCAAGGAGCGUGUAGUGGCUGCCCAAGUUCUUCGGUGACUCUGAAAUCGGGCAUUGAGAAUAUGCUGAUGCAUUAUGUACCUGAGGUCAAAGGUGUGGAACAAGAAUUGGAUGCCGAGGAUGAGGAAGCAGCAUUAAGUGGACAAGUGGAGUAGUUGAUCUCUUUUUUUUUAUAUUUGUGGUCUGCAUUUAAUAUCCUUUCAACUCAACAGAGGCUUCAAAGUACAACAGCAGUACAUAAUGGAUACACAAAUGAGUGUAUACAAAAAAUAAAUUAAAUAAGUCAUGAAUUGGAUAGAUUGCAGUAUGACGUGAAAUGUUUGUUCUGAGCUAAUUAGAUCUCACUUGAUAUAGUAUAAAGGUAGUUUAUAACUGAACAUCGAUUGCAGAAAGGUGGCAUACUGUACCCUCUAUGAACCUGCAUUGCUAUGAUUCUUGGUCUUUCCUUCUGAAUCAAGAUUCCUGGAAAAGUACAAGGCAUCAUUUGCCUAUUGGAUAUGUAUUGAGGGGACACACUUGUAUUGAUACAUGAUUUUGUAACUUUUGCAUGUUAAGGAGAACAGGAAAAAAGGCAUGGAUCAUUGUUGUUUUAUAGUUUACCAUUGGUAUUCUAUUGUUGGUUCACAUAUACUCCAAGCUACAUAAAAUUGUGGUAUUGAUUUCAUAAUAGCUGAAAGGCCUUCUCAUGCAA